Messenger RNA from Culex quinquefasciatus (southern house mosquito), 873 nucleotides. RefSeq lists its product as uncharacterized. The record is from RefSeq and is a predicted model, not a curated record. The transcript has a single exon. Gene Ontology annotation, biological process: DNA integration. Lineage: Eukaryota; Metazoa; Arthropoda; Insecta; Diptera; Culicidae. Gene Ontology annotation, molecular function: nucleic acid binding. Bases 1 to 873 code for a protein of 290 amino acids.
AUGGCGAAGAUAACUGCAAAGGAAACGGUGCUUAGACUCGACAAGAUCUUCACACGGCUGGGGUACCCACAAACGAUAACGCUAGACAACGCCAAGCAGUUCGUCGGUGUAGAAAUCCAAGAGUACUGCAAGACGCACGGCAUCUACCUGAAUCAUUCGGCUCCGUAUUGGCCACAGGAGAACGGUCUAGUGGAGAAGCAGAAUCGAUCGUUGCUGAAGAGGUUGAAGAUCAGCCACGCCCUGAAUAGAGAUUGGAAGCAGGAUCUACGGGAGUAUCUGGUCAUGUAUUACACUACUCCGCACUCGACCACCGGAAAGACACCAACCGAAAUGAUGUAUGGCCGGACGAUCCGCUCGAAGAUUCCGGCGAUCAGUGAUAUCGAUGGUGUCCCGUUGAACACAGAAGAGGCCGAUCGAGAUCGCAUCCUAAAACAAAAAGGGAAAGAGAACGAGGACGCCCGCCGUAAUGCACGGAGAUCAUCUAUCAGCACCGGGGACACCGUCCUAAUGCAGAAUCUUCUACCUGGGAACAAGCUGACUACGACAUUCAGUCCGACGGAGUACACAGUGGUGUCGCGCGAUGGACCUAGGGCGACGAUCCACGACUCGAGCAGCGGCAAAUCUUUUGAACGAAACGUCGCACACCUAAAACGGAUCGGAAAGCCUGUUGCUGAAGAUGAGUUCACAUGCGAGGCCGGGGCUGUGGAGAACUCCGUUGACGUGCGAGCGGGGGAUAUCGGCCACAGCAAUCCGAUCGUUGGCGACGAACUCCAAGUAUUUGUGGACAGCGAGGAACCGGAACCGGAACAACCGAGGAAGUCAAUACGACCGCUUAAAAAGCCAGCCAGAUGGGCUGACUAUGUUUCUUCGUGA